Molecule: messenger RNA, 612 nt
Organism: Lathyrus sativus (Indian pea)
Lineage: Eukaryota; Viridiplantae; Streptophyta; Magnoliopsida; Fabales; Fabaceae
Source: the annotation of a GenBank genome assembly
AUGAUUUCCACCAUGACCGUACCCGAGCAAGAAGAGUUGCUUGAGAAUUCAGAAGUCUUCAAGAUCAAAGGAAGAGACAAGCAUGGCCGCAAGAUCCUCCGCAUUAUCGGAAAAUUCUUCCCUGCUCGAUUGGUUAGCGUUGAUGUUUUGAAGAAUUAUCUGGAAGAAAGGAUUUUCCCGAAACUAGGGAAGAAGAAAUUCGCGAUACUUUACAUUCACACCGGUGUUCAGAGGAGCGAGAAUUUUCCCGGAAUCUCUUCUCUCCGGUCGAUUUACGACGCGAUUCCGGCGAGCGUGAAAGAGAAUUUAGAAGCGGUUUAUUUCAUUCAUCCUGGUUUACAGGCCCGUCUUUUUCUUGCUACGUUCGGCCGUUUCCUCUUCAACGCUGGGUUGUACGGAAAGCUAAGGUACGUUAGCAGGAUUGGUUAUCUAUGGGAAAACGUGAGGAGAAACGAUGUUAUGAUUCCAGAGUUCGUGUAUGAUCAUGAUGAAGAUUUGGAGUACCGUCCGAUGAUGGAUUACGGAUUAGAGAGUGAUCACGCAAGAGUUUACGAUAGUGCACCUGCACUAGAUUCGCCCUUCACCUCUUAUUCCAUGAGGUGUAUCUCAUAG